Messenger RNA from Lynx canadensis (Canada lynx), 1607 nucleotides. Its product is annotated as zinc finger protein 444-like. The transcript is spliced from 4 exons. The coding region runs from base 114 to 1529 and encodes 471 amino acids. The record is from RefSeq and is a predicted model, not a curated record. Lineage: Eukaryota; Metazoa; Chordata; Mammalia; Carnivora; Felidae.
GGCGGUGGUGUGGCGUGGAACGGACUACCCGGUCUCGGAGGGUUGGGGGAGGGGGGACGGAUGAGUUGGCGCAAAGCCUGCCGGGGCAUGGAGUCCCCGUGAGCUUUGUGCGCAUGUGCGAAGAGGCCCGCUGUCCCUGCGGGGCUCGCGACCCCAUGGGAGGGCCCGUGUCCCCAGCCCGUGAAGCAGGAAGGCCAGGCUGCCGAGGGCCUGGCCCUGGACUCACCGUGGCACCGCUUCCGCCACUUCCACCUGGGAGACGCGCCCGGGCCCCCGCGAGGGCGCUGGGCCUGCUGCGACGCGCUGUGCCGGGAAUGGCUGCGGCCCGAGGUGCACACCAAGGAGCAGAGAUGGAGCUGCUGGUGCUGGAGCAGUUCCUGAGCGCCCUGCCGCAGACAUCCAGGCCUGGGUGUGCAAGCCGCGGCCCCAAGAGCGGGGAGGACGCCGUGGACAUGCUGGAGGAGAUCUGGGGACCAGCAAUGAGGGCACCUCAGGAUGUGACGGAAGGCUCUGGGGUGGCUGUCGGAAAGGAAGAUGGUGUGAUGAUGCCUUUAGGAGACGCGGUCCCCGGGGUGAGUUGCUGGCGACGGGGGACCCAGGCCGCGCCCCUACAAGCAGGAGCCGGCGCCCUCCGCGGCCCCGGCGGCCACCUGCGCCCGGCCGCGCCCGAGCCUUGCCGGCGGACGGGCACCGCCUCUGACCGAGUGCGGCAAGGCCGCCCUGAAGCCUGCGCACCUGCUGCCACCGGCAGAGCCACUCGGGCGAGAAGCCGCACGCCUGCCCCGAGUGCGGCAAGGCCUUCCGGCGCAAGGAGCACCUGCGGCGCCACCGCGGCACGCACCCCGGCGGCCCGGGGCCGGCCUGCGCCCGCUGCCCGCGCGCGAGAAGCCGCACGCCUGCUGCGAGUGCGGCAAGACGUUCUACUGAGCGAGCACACUGGUGCGCCACCGCAAGACGCACUCGGGGGCGAGGACGUUCGCCUGCUGGCAGUGCGGAAGGGCUUCGGGCGCCGCGAGCACGUGCUGCGCCACCAGCGCAUCCACGGCGGGCGGCGGGCGGCGCGGGGGCGGCGGCGGGCCGGGGGGGGGGGGGGGGGCGCGUUCCCGGCCUGGCCCCUGGGGUACGCCCGCCUCCCUCUGCCCUCGGUGCUGCCCGGGCCCGCAGCCCCCUCGGUGCCUGCGCCGGCUCCUCUGCCGGCCCGGGCUGUCACGUUGUCCUUUUGCUCUUUCUGUCCCCUCCCCACUUUCGUGUUACGGCUUCGAAGCCCUCCCAGCCCCUCCCACCUACUCUGUGCGCCCACAGGCGCCGCCUCCCUUCCCUGCACCUGCCUCGGGCGGGGACGCCCCCCGAGACCCAGGAGCCCAGAAGUGGAGCCUGGAUCCGGAGGAGGGCCGAAGGAGGGAGACCCCUCCCCGUCUGGGGGAGGGGGGGGGGAGAGGACCGGAAGGAGCCAGUGGUUCCCACAGGACGGUCGGGCUCUGCCAGUUGGCUCCUUGGCCUUGCUCCUCUCUGCGGCCGGUGGCGUGUGAUGGACAGACGGCUGCUCCUGGGAGGCGCCGCGGAGACAGUUCAGCAUAUGGAAAGUAAUAAAGUCAUUGAGUUGUGCA